Patiria miniata (bat star) is the source of this 3454-nucleotide messenger RNA. RefSeq names its product serine/threonine-protein kinase/endoribonuclease IRE1-like. Gene Ontology annotation, molecular function: protein serine/threonine kinase activity; ATP binding; RNA endonuclease activity. Lineage: Eukaryota; Metazoa; Echinodermata; Asteroidea; Valvatida; Asterinidae. The coding region runs from base 98 to 2848 and encodes 916 amino acids. The record is from RefSeq and is a predicted model, not a curated record. Gene Ontology annotation, cellular component: IRE1-TRAF2-ASK1 complex. The transcript has 19 exons. Gene Ontology annotation, biological process: IRE1-mediated unfolded protein response; intrinsic apoptotic signaling pathway in response to endoplasmic reticulum stress; mRNA processing.
CAUAUCAAAACAAUGAGUUAAAAUGGCUGACAACAUGGAAGGAAAAGUGAAUCUAAAUAAGUUUAAGUGAGAGUUGUACAGAAAUUCGACAGGAAAGAUGUGGUUGACGAUGGGGAAAAUCAUCAGAAGGGUUUGGGUUUGGCUUCUUGUGGUCCUGCCGUUUGUGAAUGUAGCGGACUUUGUCAAACACGGCGUCAAAAGUGAAUCGCGUAAGCCUGCUAAUCCCGGACGCCUCAGCAUUCCAUAUGAAAGCAUGGAGGGCCUCCUUCUGGUUUCAACGCUGGAUGGCAGCAUACAUGCCGUGGGACAGAAAUCUGGGGAUAGCAAGUGGACAUUCAAAGAAGAACCGAUCAUCAAGGUUCCAGCUGAGAUAGCGGACAAGGGGCUGAUGUUCCUACCAGAUCCCAAGGAUGGCUCCCUCUAUGCCAUCAGCAGCAACAGUGAUGGCCUGAAGAAACUUCCAUUCACAAUCCCAGACCUGGUUACUGCCUCGCCGUGUAGGAGCAGUGAUGGAAUACUCUACACAGGGCGUAAGCUGGACAGCUGGCUGGUGAUUGACUCGUCCACCGGGGAGAUGCAGCAGACGAUGACCACAGAGACCACCCAGAAUGCUUGCCCCAUGUCGGACGGCAGCACCUUGUUCCUGGGACGCACCGAGUUCACCCUCACCAUGUUUGAUUCCAACUCCAGAGAGAGAGUGUGGAAUGUGACAUAUAUUGAUUAUGGUAAUCAUGUCGCAAUGGAUGACUCCGAUUACGGCCUGAGGCACUUUUCUUCCAUCACGGAUGGCUCGGUGGUCACUCUGGACAGCCGGACCGGGGAGAUGCUGUGGGACGGUAGCUACAGCUCACCAGUGGUGGCCAUGUACACCGUCCACCCAGAAGGGAUUCGCAAGGUGGCGGUCACCAGCAUCUCACCGCAUACUAUGGGUCACCUGCUGGACGGCAGGGACUUCCCUGAGUUGAGGAACAGGUUGCUGGGGUAUGAGAAGAAGACUGCGCUAAUACCCACAUUGUAUGUUAGUGAAUAUGACAAUGGAAUGUUUGCAAUGCAUGCGGUAGUGGAGGACGGAUCCGUUCCAAUCGUGCCUCGUGGUUGGAGUCCGCCACUGUUGGAAGGGCCGGUGUCGGCCGACCCAGACCCCACGCCUACCUUUGAUUCAGGUAACUUGGCUAGCCGUGUUGUAGCUAUCAUGCCAGGGCCAGUGAAGCCAACGCCUUCUACAGUCAAGCCAGUUCUGCUCAUGGGACAUCACGAGAUCCCCGAGGAUUCACACGCCGCUCUGAUCCCCACCAACCCCUACCCCAACAAGGCCAUCGUGACCAGCACCACAGAUAGGGUCAUACUCCCCAUCAAGCGUCCCGAGUUGACCCCAGCCCCACCCCAGGGGGAGCACAACGACACGGCCGUGGUAGGGCAAGGCGGCGAGGUCUGGUUCCGCAUCGUGCUGAGCGACAAGGUGUUCGUUGGAGGAGUGGUCACCCUGCUGCUGGGGUUCCUGGCUCUGUUUUAUCUGAUUCCAAAGCCCAUAGUGAUUGUCUCCAACCAGCCACGCUCGGCGCAAACGUCCAAUCAGAGCCAAUCUAGCUACGGGGACAGCGCGGCCGAUGACGUUCCAGAGGGGUACACCAAAGUCGGCAAGAUCAUGUUCAAUCCCAAAGAGAUCCUGGGCCAGGGAUGCGAGGGAACAUUCGUUUACAAGGGAAGGUUUGAUAACCGAGACGUAGCCGUCAAGAGGAUCCUACCGGAUUGCUUCUGUUUUGCUGAUCGGGAGGUAGACCUACUCAGGGAAUCAGAUGAACACCCUAAUGUCAUCCGCUACUUCUGCAUGGAGGAAGAUGCACAGUUCAGAUACAUAGCCUUGGAGUUGUGCACAGCCACGUUGCAGGAGUUUGUUGCGAAUCGAAGCCAGUUUGCCAAUCUGGAGACCACGGAUGUCCUCUACCAGGCAUCCUCAGGCCUGGCACAUCUACACUCAUUAAAUAUAGUUCACAGGGACAUCAAGCCCCACAACGUGCUGAUCUCCCAGCCGAACCAACACGGCCAGGUCAAGGCUAUGAUCUCGGACUUUGGCCUGUGCAAGAAGCUAUCGGCAGGUCGGAGGUCAUUCUCCAGGAGGUCAGGGGCCGCCGGCACGGAGGGCUGGAUUGCACCCGAGAUGCUGACUGGCGAAGAGAGAACGACCACAGCAGUUGACGUGUUCUCUCUGGGCUGCGUCUUUUACUACCUACUCUCCAGUGGCAAGCAUCCCUUUGGUGAUUCACUGCACAGACAAGCCAAUAUCCUAACAGGGUGUUAUUCACUGGAUAAACUCUCUCCAGAUGAUUUAAUAUCCAGGGAACUGAUUUCUCAGAUGAUCGAGAGGUUGCCAGCCGACCGGCCCACGUCAAGGAGUAUACUGAAACAUCCGUUCUUCUGGAAUCGAGAAAAGCAACUCAUGUUCUUCCAGGACGUCAGUGACAGAAUAGAGAAGGAAGCUUUAGACUGUGAACUCCUGGUUACCAUGGAAACCAAUGCCUCUGAAGUUGUGAAAAACGAUUGGAGGAAAAAUAUUACAGAAGAACUACAGACAGAUCUUCGCAAAUUUCGAGCCUACAAAGGCAAGUCUGUCCGCGAUCUGAUACGGGCAAUGAGGAAUAAGAAACACCACUACAGGGAGCUUCCAGAUGAAGUCAAGGAGUCGCUGGGUCCGGUACCAGACGGUUUCGUCCAUUACUUCACGUCGCGCUUCCCAAAGCUACUCCCUCACGUGUACCAGGCUGUGGGCCAGCACUGCAGGGAGGAGAGAGUGUUCCAGAAAUACUACCCGCAACCUCAGGAGGUUGAAGUUUUGUCGUCGCAGAGGUGAUCUGGACGAUGGUACAGACUUCUAAAUGCUCCGUGUUAGGGCCGUCCCGAUUGUACGAUUAUUUGAAUAUUCCAUCAUCAAACGAAUGUUCGAAUAGCUUUUUGCUGGUUUGAAUUUUUGGGGGAAAACAAAACUACGCACGUUCACACACGACUGGGAUGAUAUUUUAUCAUUAAGUUGCAGCACUUAUUGUCAGAUGCCACUUUUGUUGACGUUAACUUUUUUGACAGUGGGGGUUCAUUGUUUCCAUAAUUUUAGCAAAUUUCAACUUGUGCGUUCUGCAUGCAAUUUUUACCGGCUAGGCACGGAUUUGCUGCUGGGAGAAUAUAUGGUCAAACAGGGUUCUGAUUCUUCAAAUACUAAAUUAAUCGAAAAUGGACAGCCCUACUCCAUGUGUGUGCCAAUGUGUCGUCUUUCUGGUAUCAGAUGUGCUGAAUUCGAUGGAAUUAAAAUUUCAGUAAAAUGUGCAGGGUGGAAGUUACGAUGUACGUGAAUAACAUACACCCCGAGGACAGACAGACAGAGGGAGAACAACACGUUCUUUAUUGUCCUCAAGAUUUUUUGUUGAAAACAGUCCUCGAUCGUGAGUUUGUGAGCUAUUGGAGA